UUCUUGUGCAUAUAAAAUAAUUUUUAUUUUUUGAAAUAUGGAGGGAAUGAAUGGUGAUCAACCAAAUUCUACAAUUUCAAUUGUAAUUCAACCUCCGUUUGACCCGGUUUCGUUAGGUUUAGAUCCUACUUUCAAACUUACAAAGUUUGCAGAGUUAAAAGGAUGAGGGUGUAAAGUUCCUCAGGAGACGCUUGAUAAGCUACUUGAGGGACUAAUAUCUAAUGAACCUGAUCACAUGGAGCAAUUAUACAUGCAAUUAAAUCUACCAAAAUACGGCAUUGGUCUUGAUGCUAGUGUUACUCCCCUUUCUAGACAUCAUGGGCUUUCACUGGUUCAAACAACUGAUUUCUUUUAUCCAGUUGUUGAUGAUCCUUAUAUGAUGGGUCGAAUUGCAUGUGCAAAUGUUUUGAGUGAUUUAUAUGCUAUGGGUGUUGUUGACUGUGAUAAUAUGCUUAUGAUAUUAGCAACAUCAACAAAGAUGACAGAUGCUGAGACUGAAGCAGUUGUUCCACUUAUGAUGAAAGGAUUUAAGGAUUUAGCUGAAGAAGCUGGAUCACGAGUUAGUGGUGGACAAACAAUCAGGAACCCAUGGUUAACCAUAGGUGGAGUUGCAUCAACUGUUAUUGGCUCAAAUGAUUUUAUUAUUCCUGACAAUGCAGUUGUGGGUGAUGUCUUAGUCUUAACAAAACCUCUGGGUACUCACAUUGCCAUAAAUGGCCACAUAUGGAUGGAAAAUCCUGAGAAGUGGAAUAGAAUAAAAUUGGUUGCAACAGAGGAUGACAUUAAUAAAGCUUAUAAUAGGGCAAUGAUUAGCAUGGCCAGGCUCAAUAAAACAGCUGCCACAUUAAUGCAUAAGUUUAAUGCCCAUGGCGCAACUGAUAUUACAGGAUUUGGUUUGUUGGGUCAUGCUGAAAAUUUAGCUAGACAUCAAAAGCAUGAAGUUUCUUUUGUUAUUCACAAUUUGCCCAUUAUUGCUAAAAUGGCUGCUGUUAGCAAAGCUUGUGGAAAUAUUUUUGGCUUGCUACAUGGGAAAAGUCCAGAAACCUCAGGUGGGCUUUUAAUAACGCUUCCUAGAGAACAGGCUGCUACAUUUUGUAAGGACAUAGAAAAAUUGGAGGGUUUUCCAGCUUGGAUCAUAGGUAUAGUUGAAAAAGGUAAUAGAACUGCUCGCGUCAUUGACAAACCACGAAUAAUAGAAGUCCCAUCAAAAGAAAGGGACAACGAAUUGUUUUAGAAGAACAUAUUUUUAAAUUUAUUCUGAUCUUAUUUUGUAUUUAAUUUCUAAAUCUCAAUUAUUUUAAGACUAAAAUAUUCUGUGAUCAGGUCCCAUUUUGUAUAAUUGAAUUCAAUUUUUAUAAUUUUAUGAAACGUUUAUAGGUAAACAUCUUAUUACCAUGAAUGUGGAUAUUGGAAAAACAAUAUUUCCUUGUAUAAAUACAUUGAAUUUAAUUAG
Molecule: messenger RNA, 1453 nt
Organism: Gordionus sp. m RMFG-2023
Lineage: Eukaryota; Metazoa; Nematomorpha; Gordioida; Chordodea; Parachordodidae
Product: inactive selenide, water dikinase-like protein
Exons: 7
Biological process (GO): L-selenocysteine biosynthetic process
Cellular component (GO): cytoplasm
Molecular function (GO): ATP binding; selenide, water dikinase activity
Source: RefSeq, a predicted model, not a curated record